AAUCUCACUGGACGUCAUCAAAGCUCUUGAAACUUUCGGAGACAGAAGGGCAGCUUUCUGAAAUGCAAUCUCCCACCUGGUGAUAAGGUAGACGCUGUGAGGACUGACCGCCAUGCAGGGUCGGACAGUCAAAGCCCCUAAAAGGGAGAUGGUGAUAGAGAGUCCCCAGCAGUACAAAAGUUUAGCCGAGAUUGAGGCAGAGGUUGAAGGAGUACCACAGGUGCCAGUGGUAAAACCAAAGAUCAUAGAGCCUCUGGACUAUGAGAAUGUGAUUCUUCAGAGGAAGACCCAGAUCAUGAGUGAUGUUCUCCGGGACAUGUUACAGUUCCCUACGGAUGACUUCCAGAUCUCCACCCUGCGGCGCCAGGGACGCACUCUGCUCUCCACCGUGCCAGAGACCGCUGAGAAAGAAGCUUCCUCUCUGUUUGUCCAAGAGUGCAUUCAAACGUACAAGUCGGACUGGCAUGUGGUCAACUACAAGUAUGAAGAGUAUUCUGGAGACUUUCGCCAGCUUCCACAUAAGGUGUUGAGACCUGACAAACUUGCUCCCCACGUGUUCGAAGUUGACGAAGACGUAGAAAAAGACGAGGAUGCAGCCUCCCUUGGAUCCCAAAAGGGAGGAGUGUCUAAGCAUGGCUGGCUCUAUAAAGGCAACAUGAACAGCGCAAUUAGUGUUACUAUGAGGUCUUUCAAGAGGAGAUACUUCCAUCUGGCUCAGCUGGGAGAUGGAUCCUACAACCUUAACUUCUACAAGGAUGAAAACACCUCCAAGGAGCCAAAAGGAACCAUCUUUCUGGACUCGUGCAUGGGGGUCGUUCUGAAUAGCAAAGUGCGUCGAUUUGCCUUUGAGCUGAAGAUGCAGGAUAAGAGCACCUUCCUGCUGGCUGCUGACAGCGAAGCAGAGAUGGAGGAGUGGAUCAGCACCCUGAAUAAAAUUCUCCACAGCAGCUUUGAACAGGCCAUGCAGGAGAAAAGGAACGGAGACCUGAUCGAUGACGAAGACCAUGGAAAACCAGAAAUAUCCUCAGGAAGCUUGCCAGACAACUUUCAGACUGCCAGAGAUAUCGAAUCCAAAAUGAGAAGUGAAGCUCGCCUUAAGCUGUUUACUCUGGAUCCAGACACCCAGAAACUGGACUUUUCUAGCAUCGAACCAGACGUGCGUCCGUUUGAGGAGAAGUUCGGAAAGAGAGUCCUGGUCAGCUGUCACAACCUGUCAUUCAAUCUGCAGGGCUGUGUGACAGAAAACGAAGAUGGGCCCACGACCAACGUUGAACCGUUCUAUGUGGUCCUAUCCCUCUUCGAUGUCCAGAACAGUAGAAAGAUCUCGGCCGACUUCCACGUAGAUCUCAACCACCCUUUAGUCCGUCAGAUGACAUUAGGUCACGGCAGCAGGUCCAGUUCGGAUAUCAUCAGCGAUGGUCCUCCAGAAGGCCUCGGGCUGACUCCUCACUAUCCAACACAAGGGGUCUUCUCAGUCACCUGCCCUCACCCAGACAUCUUCCUGGUUGCAAGAAUUGAGAAGGUUCUCCAAGGGGGGAUCACCCACUGCACCGAACCCUAUGUGAAGAGUUCAGACUCCACCAAAGUGGCUCAGAAGGUGUUAAAGAACGCGAGGACGGCUUGCAGCAGACUGGGACAGUACAGGAUGCCAUUUGCCUGGGCUGCAAGGCCUGUGUUCAAGGAUGCAUCUGGAACUCUGGAGAAAAACGCUCGUUUCUCAGCCCUCUACAGGCAGGACAGCAGCAAGCUGUCAGACGAAGACAUGUUCAAACUCCUCACCGACUUCAGAAAGCCAGAAAAAAUGGCAAAACUUCCUGUGCUCUUGGGGAACUUAGAUGUUACUAUUGAUAACGUUGCACCGGAUGUACCCAACUGUGUCACUUCCUCGUACAUCCCAGUGAGAAACUUUGAGCAGAAUGGUCCAGGAAACGCUCUUCUCGAGGUGGAGGAGUUUGUGCCCUGUAUUGCUAAGUGUGCCCAACCGUUCACUAUAUAUAAAAACCACCUCUAUGUCUACCCGAAACACCUCAAGUAUGAUGGGCAAAAGUCCUUUGCAAAGGCGAGGAACAUUGCUGUUUGUGUUGAGUUCAAGGAUUCAGAUGAAGAUGAAGCUCAGCCACUGAAGUGCAUCUAUGGCCGCCCUGGAGGGCCUCUGUUCACCAAACAGGCGUAUGCAGCUGUUCUUCACCACCAGCAGAACCCUGAGUUCUACGAUGAGAUAAAGAUAGAGCUGCCGACUCAGCUGCAUGAGAAACACCACCUUCUCUUCAGCUUUUAUCAUGUCAGCUGUGACAACAACAGCAAGAAGAAGGAUGUAGUAGAGACUCCUGUGGGUUCAGCUUGGUUGGCACUCCUGAGGGAUGGUGGGAGAGUCAUCAUGAAUGAACAGCAGCUACCUGUGGCUGCAAAUCUCCCUCCUGGGUAUCUUAGCUCCCAUGAUGGAGUCAACAAGCAGUCUGGCUCUGAGAUUAAAUGGGUAGAUGGAGGCAAACCGCUGUUCUCAGUCUCUACCCAUCUUGUUUCUACAGUUUACACCCAGGAUCAGCAUCUGCACAACUUCUUCCAACACUGUCAAAGCAUGGACAUGUCAGAGCAAGCUUCAGAGGGGGAGCUGAUUAAAUACCUGAAGAGCCUUCAUGCAAUGGAAGGUCAUGUGAUGGUCAACUUUCUGCCCACCAUCCUCAACCAGCUGUUCUCCGUCCUCACCAGGGCGACACACGAGGACGUGGCCGUCAACGUUACCAGGGUUAUGGUUCAUGUAGUGGCACAGUGCCACGAGGAGGGACUGGAACAUUACCUGAGAUCCUUCAUCAAGGUGAAGCUUUCAAAAUUUAACUGUAGCAAAUACUGAAAUGCAGUUCACUUAAAACAUCAGACGUAUUUGGUUUUAUCUGUUAAAGUCCAACACCAAUUCUCUAAUCUUUUCUUACAGCACUCAUGGUAUUUCUUUGAGGCUCUGGUGAAAUCAAUGGCUUAUUAUCUCCUAGAGAGCGGUAAGGUCAAGCUCUCUAGGAACCAGCGUUUUUCCGCUUCCUUCUACCAUGCUGUGGAAACCCUGGUCAACAUGUUGAUGCCACACAUUACCCAGAAAUACAAGGAUAAUCUCGACGCUGCUCGCAACGCCAACCACAGCCUGGCCGUUUUUAUCAAGCGCUGCUUCACCUUCAUGGACAGAGGCUUUGUAUUCAAGCAGAUCAAUAACUACAUGAACUGCUUUGUGCCUGGAGACCCAAAGACUCUGUUUGAAUUCAAGUUUGAGUUCCUACGGGUGGUUUGCAACCAUGAGCACUACGUGCCUCUAAACCUACCAAUGCCGUUUGGAAAAGGCCGAAUACAGAGAUUCCAAGAUCUCACGCUGGACUACUCUCUGACCGAUGACUUCUGCAGAAACCACUUCUUGGUGGGGUUACUGCUGCGGGAGGUGGGCGGGGCUCUUCAGGAGCACAGAGACAUCCGGCAGAUCGCCAUCCAGGUGCUGAAGGGGCUAAUGAUCAAACACACGUUUGACGACCGUUACGCUGCUAAAAGCCACCAAGCCAGGCUGGUUACGCUCUACCUCCCUCUUUUCGGACUCCUUCAGGAAAACGUCUCCAGGCUUGACAUCAAGGACUCUCCUCCUCUCAGUAACCAGAAUAACAUGAGGGAUGACUCCCUGGUUCCAAACUCCAUGGUUACGCCUCAAAAGCCAGGAAGCUGCAUAGAAAAUGCUCUGCACAAAGAUGUGUUUGGGGUCAUCUCUGGCACAGCCUCGCCUCACAGCUCCACCCCGAAUGUGAGCUCGGUUCACCACGAAGACUGCAGAGGCUCUCUGGUCUCCACCGACUCUGCAAACAGCCUUGUGGAAAAGAGCAGCGACAAAAACAACUCCUUGGAGAAGAGCCAGUGUGUGUCAGCGGUGGGAAGCGGCGUGCUGCGCUGUGACAAACUGGACCGAGAUGAGAUCGGGAAGCUGCUCAUGUGCUUCCUGCACAUCCUCAAGAGCAUGUCAGAGGAGGCCCUGUUUUCCUACUGGAACAAAGCAGCCCCCUCAGAGUUGACGGACUUCUUUACUCUAAUAGAAAUCUGCCUCCAUCAGUUCAGAUACAUGGGAAAAAGAUCCAUCGCCAGGGCAGGGAUCCUUCACGCCCGUCUGCAGCAACUGGGAGCUCUGGAGAAUGCUCACACCAUCAAUAACAUGUACUCCCAAACAGAGGCAGAGGUAAACAGCCAGUGCCUGCUGGAGGCCAACGUGUCUACGGAGGUCUGUCUGACCGUGCUGGACACGCUGAGCACCUUCAUCAUGGGAUUCAAGACACAGCUGAUUUCAGAUCUGGGCCACAACCCCCUGAUGAAGAAGGUCUUCCAGGUGCAUCUCUGCUUCCUGCAGAUCCCUCAGUCAGAGGCGGCCCUCAAACAGAUCUUCACCUCCCUCAGGACCUUCAUUUUUAAGUUUCCAUGCACGUUCUUCGACGGCAGGGCCGACAUGUGCGCCUCGCUCUGCUAUGAAAUCCUCAAGUGCUGCAACUCCAAGCUGAGCUCCAUCCGCAGCGAUGCGGCCCACCUUCUCUACUUCCUGAUGAAGAGUAACUUCGACUACACGGGCCGCAAGUCCUUUGUGCGAACCCACCUGCAGGUGGUGAUAGCGGUUAGCCAGCUUAUAGCUGAUGUCAUUGGAAUUGGGAGCACGCGUUUCCAGCAGUCUCUCUCCAUUAUCAAUAAUUGUGCAAAUAGUGACAAGAACAUAAAGCACACAGCAUUCCCAUCAGAUGUCAAGGAUCUCACCAAACGCAUCAGGACGGUGCUGAUGGCCACCGAGCAGAUGAAGGAGCAUGAGAACGACCCAGAGAUGUUGGUGGACCUCCAGUACAGUUUGGCCAAGUCCUACACCAGCACCCCCGAGCUCCGAAAGACCUGGCUGGACAGCAUGGCUCGCAUCCACAACAAGAACGGCGACCUUUCUGAGGCAGCCAUGUGCUACGUUCAUGUUGCUGCUUUGGUGGCCGAGUAUCUGUGGAGAAAAGGAAUGUUUCGGCAAGGCUGCUCGGCAUUCAGGGUCAUCACUCCCAACAUCGAUGAGGAGGCGGCCAUGAUGGAGGAUGUAGGGAUGCAGGAUGUUCACUUCAGCGAGGAGGUGCUGCUGGAGCUGCUGGAGGAGUGUGCUGAUGGCCUGUGGAAGGCUGAGCGUUAUGAACUUAUUGCCGACGUAUACAGGCUCAUCAUUCCCAUCUAUGAGCAGCGCAGGGACUUUGAGAAACUGACACACCUCUACGACACCCUCCACCGCGCCUACACCAAAGUGAUGGAGGUGAUGCAUACUGGAAAGAGACUGCUGGGCACAUACUUCAGAGUGGCUUUCUUUGGACAGGGUUUCUUUGAGGAUGAGGACGGAAAGGAAUACAUCUACAAGGAGCCAAAGUUUACCCCCCUCUCUGAAAUCUCCCAGAGGCUUCUGAAGCUCUACUCUGACAAGUUUGGCCCCGAAAACGUCAAGAUCAUUCAGGAUUCUGGCAAGGUCAACCCUAAAGACCUGGAUUCCAAGUAUGCCUACAUCCAGGUGACUCAUGUUACGCCUUACCUGGACGACAAGGAGCUGGACGACCGAAAGACUGACUUUGAGAAAAGCCACAACAUCCGGCGCUUCGUGUUCGAGACGCCGUUCACCGUUUCGGGCAAGAAGCAGGGGGGAGUGGAGGAGCAGUGCAAAAGACGCACAAUACUAACCACAACCCACUGUUUCCCUUACGUUAAGAAGCGAAUCGCAGUCAUGUACCAGCACCAGAGCGACCUGAGCCCCAUAGAGGUGGCCAUAGACGAGAUGAGCGCCAAGGUGGCCGAGCUGCGGCUGCUGUGCUCAGCGUCCGAGGUGGACAUGAUCCGCCUGCAGCUCAAGCUGCAGGGCAGCAUCAGUGUUCAGGUCAACGCGGGCCCUCUGGCAUAUGCUAGAGCCUUUUUAGAUGACAGCAGUGCCAAAAAAUAUCCGGACAACAAAGUCAAACAGCUAAAAGAAGUCUUCAGGCAGUUUGUGGACACCUGCGGCCAUGCACUGGGUGUGAAUGAACGCCUGAUUAAAGAAGACCAGCAGGAGUAUCACGAUGAGAUGAAGGCUAACUACAGGGACAUGAUCAGAGAGCUGUCCAGCAUCAUGCACGAACAGAUCUACCCUGUGGAUGAUGGUACCAGGAGUGCUCUCUCUGACUCUAUGGGUAUCUUUAACGCCAUCAGUGGCACACCCGGCACCAACACACACGCCUCAACCACCAUCCUCUGAGUCGGCCUCCGUCACCGCCAGCCAUCCGAUUGACGUCCCAACGCGUUAAUGUGGGAAAAUUUACAGAUGCAUUAUUUCCGUCCAUGUGUCCAGCAAAAAAAAAUAUACAUCUAUUCUAGUUCUCUUUCUUGUUUCCUAUGGAGACUUUAUUUCUUGUUGCGUUUUACUUUAAAAGAGCUCCUGUUGCAUUUUGCAAGUGGGAAACUGUGACUGAAAACCGACGUACGGAGAACUGGAGUAUUUUUUAGGUUCAUGGUGAUUACAGCUUUACAAAAACUACAUCUAUUAGUGAUCAUGUACAGUAUUUUUUGAAAUACUUUUUUAGAAAAAGAUUUUCCAUCAAGACCCUCGUAGAGCAGAUACAUUUUGUAUUUAAUUUUUUAAAAUAAAUCAGUUUUCUAUUUUAGGCCCAUGGAGCUGUGUAUAAGCUCUCUAAAGCCACGUGAAUCACAAUAUUUGGACCUAUUUUGUUUUAUAUUAUGUCUCCUGGUUACCAAGGAAACCUACAGGACAAAAGGACAUUUUUGCCAAAGAUGGAGGAAGAUCAUCACCAGGACAAGGGUUUGCAAAUUUGAAUUCAGCUACUUCUUUGUCUGUAAUAUAGAUGUGUUUUUAUUAGCUGUAAGCUUAAAUUAAACGGCAAAAAAAAAGAUUUUUACUCAGUGUCUGUAAAUAUAUUAAGGAACUGUGAAUAAAUAAA
Cyprinodon variegatus (sheepshead minnow) is the source of this 6947-nucleotide messenger RNA. RefSeq names its product dedicator of cytokinesis protein 9-like. Gene Ontology annotation, molecular function: guanyl-nucleotide exchange factor activity. Gene Ontology annotation, biological process: positive regulation of GTPase activity; small GTPase-mediated signal transduction. The record is from RefSeq and is a predicted model, not a curated record. NCBI's taxonomy places the organism in Eukaryota, Metazoa, Chordata, Actinopteri, Cyprinodontiformes, Cyprinodontidae. The transcript is spliced from 51 exons.